GAUAUAGUGUAGAAAAAACAUUUCAGAACUUCUGGACAACUUAUCAAGUGCUGCAUGAUUCAGAACUGCAUGUGUUUACAGCAAUAUAGGGUGAGAUUUAAUCAACAUGGCAUUUAGCUUUUUUAUGAAAGAUCAAACUGUGUGCCAACCACAAUCCCUAUCAACAUAAAAAAAUAUUUGACUGAUUCAACAUUAACACAGUUAAAUGUUUACGGUAUACAGACUAUAUGUCAAUUAUGAAAUGUGCAAACAUGACAUCCACUAGGCUGUGAAAUACCAGAAUUCAGGCGAGUUAAAACGACAAUAAACACAAAUCCAUUUCAUCAAAAGACUUGAAUACUAAUAUAUUAUAAGCAUUACUGUAAGAGAAAUAUAGGAUUUGUGCUUGCAGGUUACAACAUAUUCAGGGAUUGGAUGCUUCUAAAAGUCUUAGAUCUUUUUACUUAAGGUGAUUUUUAUUCUGUAACCCAUUACUUUCUAGGACCUGAUCAUGGGGCUCAGCAUGUUACCACUCCUGCACAUGUUUUUGCCAUCAGUUAGGUGUGUUUCAGUGUACAGAAAUAAAGUACAGGAUCAUAAAAAGCAGAAAGUGUCCACACAGUGAGCAGAGGGUGGCAGUAAUGCAGCCAACAUGACGGAUAAUACUGAGAAAGAAGAAGAACCAGAGAGCGGAUUGGUCCAAACUUUGGCGGACUUUGUCCUCCGCAGAGAGCCGCGUUUUGCAUAAGAGUCCUGAAGUGACAGCAGCUGAACUCAACAGGUGAUUCCCAUUCUGCGUGACCAGUGAAACAGAGCAACCAUGUCUUUGACUGAUGGCCACAGUGUGAGCAAAGAAACAUGGGAUUCACACAACAAGAUGAUGAUGGAUCCUCUGUCCGUCAGCGACUCUGAGGUGUUCUCCAUCAUAAAAAAAGAGAAGCACAGGCAGACGUACGGGCUGGAGCUGAUAGCGUCCGAGAACUUUGCCAGCAGAGCCGUUUUAGAGGCUCUGGGUUCCUGCAUGAACAACAAAUACUCUGAGGGGUAUCCCGGUCAGAGGUACUACGGUGGAACAGAGCAUGUCGAUGAGCUGGAGAGACUCUGUCAGAAGAGGUCGCUGGAGACGUAUGGUCUGGACUCUGACAAAUGGGGCGUCAACGUGCAGCCUUACUCAGGUUCCCCCGCUAAUUUUGCCGUCUACACGGCCGUUGUGGAGCCCCACGGCAGGAUCAUGGGGCUGGACCUUCCUGAUGGGGGUCACCUGACUCACGGCUUCAUGACUGAGAAGAAGAAAAUCUCGGCAACGUCCAUCUUCUUUGAGUCCAUGCCGUACAAGGUGAAUCCAGAGACUGGCUACAUUGAUUACGACAGACUGCAAGAAAACGCCCGGCUCUUCCACCCCAGACUCAUCAUCGCCGGAACCAGCUGCUAUUCCCGCAACCUGGACUACAGACGCCUGAAGCUGAUCGCUGAUGAGAACGGUGCGUUCCUGAUGGGAGACAUGGCUCACAUCAGUGGACUGGUGGCUGCAGGAGUGGUGCCCUCACCCUUCGAGUACUGUGACAUCGUUACCACAACGACACACAAGACGCUGCGAGGCUGCCGCGCCGGACUCAUCUUCUACAGGAAAGGUGUGCGCAGUGUGGAUGCUAAGGGGAAGGAGACUCUGUACCAGUUGGAGUCUUUGAUAAAUCAGGCUGUGUUUCCCGGGCUGCAGGGAGGACCGCACAACCACGCUAUCGCAGGUGUUGCUGUGGCUCUCAAACAAGCCAUGACUCCAGAGUUUAAGGCCUACCAGACGCAGGUUCUUGCUAACUGCAAAUCUCUAUCCAGCGCCCUUGUUGACCACGGCUACAAGAUCGUCACUGGCGGCUCCGACAACCAUCUGAUCCUGCUCGACCUGCGCAGUAAGGGAACUGAUGGAGGAAGAGCGGAGAAGGUUCUGGAAGCCUGUGCCAUCGCCUGUAAUAAGAACACCUGUCCAGGGGAUAAGAGUGCUCUGCGCCCGAGUGGUUUGAGGUUCGGCUCUCCAGCUCUGACUUCCAGAGGCUUGAUGCAGGAAGACUUCAAGAAGGUGGCCGAGUUCAUUCACAGAGCCAUCAAGUUGACCCUGGAGGUGCAGGGGAGUCUGGAUCCUAAAGCCACUCUGAAGGAGUUCAUCGCAGCGCUGCGUCAGGGAGAGAAGUUCCAGCUGCGGGUUUCAGAAAUCAAAGCCGAGGUGGAGGCCUUCGCUGGUCAGUUCCCCAUGCCUGGCCUCCCUGAGCUGUAGAGCACGCUGGACUAAUGGUUAUAACAAACAUUAUGACGCCAAAUGUUUGUGUUGUUUUGUGUGUAUAUUUGUUCUGUUAAAAUCAGGACCCAGCAGUUCAGCUUUGAACAGAUUUGUCUUAAUGGUUAAAAAAAAGAUUUGCAGACUUUAUUUUCCUCCAAAUAUCCAGUGUUGCUACCGUGCCUUUGCUGUUUUCGAAAUGGUUUGCUUUGGUCUUGGUUGUUACAUCACAUCAAAGCUUUAAUCAUAGCUGAAAUCAACAUUUAUUUUGAAAUCUAAUUACAUUUCCAAAGUUUUCCUACACACUGUACUGCAGAUUAAAGCCCAAAAUGUGACUUUCAUACAUGACCAUUGUUUGUUAUAUGCUGUAAACUUAUGUUACCUCCAAAAUAAACCAUUUUCCACACUGGUGCACUGAUGAUCAAUGAA
Eleginops maclovinus (Patagonian blennie) is the source of this 2677-nucleotide messenger RNA. RefSeq names its product serine hydroxymethyltransferase 1 (soluble) (gene shmt1). Gene Ontology annotation, molecular function: pyridoxal phosphate binding; zinc ion binding; mRNA regulatory element binding translation repressor activity. Gene Ontology annotation, biological process: tetrahydrofolate interconversion; purine nucleobase biosynthetic process; L-serine catabolic process. The transcript is spliced from 12 exons. Gene Ontology annotation, cellular component: nucleus; cytoplasm; cytosol. Lineage: Eukaryota; Metazoa; Chordata; Actinopteri; Perciformes; Eleginopidae. The record is from RefSeq and is a predicted model, not a curated record. Bases 800 to 2248 code for a protein of 482 amino acids.